Messenger RNA from Aspergillus tanneri, 180 nucleotides. RefSeq lists its product as uncharacterized. The coding region runs from base 1 to 180 and encodes 59 amino acids. The record is from RefSeq and is a predicted model, not a curated record. NCBI's taxonomy places the organism in Eukaryota, Fungi, Ascomycota, Eurotiomycetes, Eurotiales, Aspergillaceae. The transcript is spliced from 2 exons.
AUGGCUAUCCCACGGGGUGCCCAUCACGCGCGCGACGACAGCGCUCCUCCUAUCGGUGCAAUUGACAACAUUAAUGGCGAUGCAACUCCUACCAGCACGACCACGACUCCCUUGGCGAGUAGCAAACCAACUCCUACUCCUGAGGCACCGGAACUGCUUGGAGCCUUCGUCGAGGCCUAA